Symbiodinium sp. CCMP2456 is the source of this 1798-nucleotide messenger RNA. The record is from the annotation of a GenBank genome assembly. Lineage: Eukaryota; Dinophyceae; Suessiales; Symbiodiniaceae.
GCUCGCCUCUUGCGCUUCUGCCGCUCCUCGCAGGGACCUUGAGCUUCAGGUGCCGCCCGAAGGCAUCGAAUCCGAGGUCCUCCGCCCGCGUCCGCUUCUUCGCCGCCACCUGGGGCCCGGGCCCGGGCCCUCGGAGGCUUCCUUUCACAUCCCCGCGGCCUCCCCAGGGCCCCUGAAAGUCUCAAGAGACGAUGCUUUAAAGGAAGCUUCCGAGGGCAGAACCCAGACGACGCCGGAAAGGACCAGGGUGGCGAGUCUACUCGUGCAGAACCUCGGCCAUGGGUCGCUGUCAUGGUAUCUCUGGUUGGGGCUGCUCUCGUCCUCACUUGGCGCUGUGCUGACCGGGCUCAGCCUCUGGCGCGGCUUCUGCGUGGAGGUGGCAGCCGAGGAGCUAGUUCCCCCGCGCCCAGGGCACGUCACGUCCGUCUUUCAGAUCCUGUGCAUCACGAGCCUCAACAUCGGCUACGGUGCGAUGGCAGCUACCAUGGCCAUCUUCGUCCUCCCAAAGGAGGCCGAGCAGUUCUUUCCCAAGCAAUCAUCGUUGGGCCUGGGGUUGCUUGAACUUCUUGGAGCUUCCUCGCUACUACUUGGCCCUCUCGCGGGACAGCUCUCGGACCGAACGAAGCAUACUCUGGGCAGACGGCGUCCCAUGGUCUUGAUUUCCACCCAGCUUGCAAUGAUCGCGACAUUGGGCUGCUGGCUGGCGAGCAUCUGCGGCUCUUCCGCUGCUUUUGGGCUGUGCUUCCUCGUGCAGCAGGUCAUGUGGAACGGUGGCCAUGCCGCUCACGCUGCCUUGCUCUCGGAUGUCGUGCAUCCCGGCUCCAUUGGCCUGGCUUCCUCCCUGCAGGCCAUUACGAUGCUCUUGGGUGCGCUCAUGGGCAUGCUCUGCUUCCAGGCCCUUGCGAGCGAAGGGCUCCACUACAGUGGCAUCUAUGGCCUCCAGGUCAUGCUGGGCUUUGCCUUCCUUCCGGUGGUGCAGCUCUCUGCCGGUGAGGCACCCAGCUCUGGAAUGCUCUUGCCAGGGGAGCCGCUCUCCUUCGGCUCCGCGUUUCGCCUUGGCGAGGAGCGCAGUCCUGAUUUUCGCUUGGUCAUGUGGGAGAAAGCCAUUUACUGCAUCUGUGCCGGGGCCAAGAGCUUCAUCCUCUUCUUCGUCCGCGACGUGCUGAACAUCACCCGAGGGUCUGACCAGGCAUUGCUGCUGGCGGAAGCCGCCCUGAGCAACGUGACCGCUGCGGCAGCAGGUGGCUUCCUUUCCUCGUGGCUCUUCACCCGCUUUCACAUCCAAGCCCAGCGGCUGGCAUUUGCUGGUUCGGUGCUGCUGGCGGUCGGUACGCAGUUCUGGAUUUGCGCCUUCUUCAGCCCCGGACUGUUCUCCAAGACCGUGCUGCUGGGAUUUUUCGCCGUCUACGGAUUCGGCCAAGGCUGCUACAUGUCAGCGGACCUUGCGCUGGCCAUCGACACACUGCCGGAUCCAGACGAGGCGUCGAGGUAUCUGGGGCUCUGGGGCCUCAGCGCCUUCCUUGGUGCGGGCGUCGGCGGCCUGGCCAUGAGCUUCGUCCUGGAGCUCUUUGGGAAAACUUUGCCGGAGACCUACGGCAUCCGGGUGCCGCAAGGAAGGUACUGCCUCCACGGCUACAUCGCACUGCUGCUCGCUGGCUGUGUCUGCCACCUCUACGUCGGCAAGUUGUGCCUCCAGAUACGAAGCAGAAGAGACUACGAGCUGGACUUGUCACUGCUGGAUCGGAAAGGCAAGACAAACGCCUUCCUGGUGGAGACCCCGAGUGAGAAGAGCGACAAG